CCCCACCAUGAAGAUGAUGGCCGCCGGCGCGGCGGCGCACGGCCUGUUCUCCGCUCCGGCCCCACAGCAGCAGCCGCCACCGCCACCGCAGCAGCCACCGCCCGCAUCUCACGGCACCUCCAUGGAGUCCGAGGCCCCGGACUCCCGCAAGCGGCCCCUGGAGACGCCCCCCGAGGUCGUCAGCACCAAACGCAGCAACACGGGAGAUAGGAACAAAAACCUAACCUGGAAAUUGGGAAAUGUGGCUUCUAGCCCCGAUUCACACAGUGUGACCUUGGAGGAGGGUGAAUAUUUCCUAAAGGUGCUCAUCCCCAGCUAUGCUGCGGGCUCCAUCAUUGGCAAAGGCGGCCAAACCAUUGUGCAGCUGCAGAAGGAGACAGGGGCCACCAUCAAGCUCUCCAAAUCCAAGGACUUCUACCCCGGGACCACAGAGAGGGUAUGCCUGGUGCAGGGGACUGCAGAGGCCCUGAAUGCCGUCCACAGCUUCAUCGCAGAGAAGGUUCGAGAAAUCCCACAGGCAAUGGCCAAGCCUGAGGUGGCCAGCAUCCUGCAGCCACAGACCACUAUGAACCCUGACAGGGCCAAGCAGGCUAAGCUGAUAGUCCCCAACAGCACAGCCGGCCUGAUCAUUGGCAAAGGGGGUGCAACGGUGAAGGCGGUCAUGGAGCAGUCAGGCGCUUGGGUCCAGCUGUCCCAGAAGCCAGAGGGCAUCAACCUGCAGGAGCGAGUGGUGACGGUGAGCGGGGAGCCCGAGCAGGUGCACAAGGCUGUGGCCGCCAUCGUCCAGAAGGUGCAGGAGGACCCGCAGAGCAGCAGCUGCCUGAACAUCAGCUAUGCCAAUGUGGCGGGGCCUGUGGCCAACUCCAACCCCACGGGCUCACCCUAUGCCAGCCCAGCUGAUGUCCUCCCAGCAGCCGCUGCCGCAGCCUCUGCCGCUGCUGCUGCCUCUGGCCUCCUUGGCCCAGCGGGCCUGGCAGGUGUGGGUGCCUUUCCUGCUGCCCUGCCAGCCUUUUCAGGGACUGACCUGCUGGCCAUCAGUACGGCCCUCAACACACUGGCCAGCUAUGGCUACAGUGCCAACUCACUGGGCCUAGGCCUCGGCUCAGCCGCGGCCUCAGGGGUCCUUGCGGCUGUGGCGGCUGGGGCAAACCCAGCUGCUGCUGCUGCUGCCAAUCUACUAGCCUCCUAUGCGGGGGAGGCUGCUGCUGGGCCAGCUGCUGGUGCGGCCCCACCCCCGCCCCCACCACCCCCUGGGGCACUGGGCUCCUUUGCCUUGGCAGCGGCUGCCAAUGGCUACCUGGGAGCAGCAGGGGGUGGGGGUGGCGGGGGUGGCGGGGCAGGAGCCGGGGGGUUCCUGGCAGCCGAGAAGCUAGCGGCAGAGAGCGCCAAGGAGCUGGUGGAAAUUGCGGUGCCAGAGAACCUCGUGGGUGCCAUCCUGGGCAAGGGGGGGAAGACGCUGGUAGAGUACCAGGAGCUGACAGGUGCCCGCAUCCAGAUCUCUAAGAAGGGGGAGUUCCUGCCUGGCACUCGGAACCGGCGGGUGACCAUUACAGGCAGUCCGGCAGCCACACAGGCUGCACAGUAUCUCAUAAGCCAGAGGGUCACCUAUGAGCAAGGGGUCCGUGCCACGAACCCCCAGAAAGUGGGAUAAAAGGGGGCGGGGAGCAAUGGCUCCCAACCCUCCCCACCCAUCUCCCCCCUACCCCCUGACGCCGUCCCUCUUUCCCCAUCCUGGUUUGGUUCGGGUGUCGGGCAAGGGGCUCGAUUAAAUCCACCCCACCUUUGAGUGGUUGGAUUGGAGUUGGGGAUAGGAGGUGCUCCCCAUGCUCCUCCCCUCCCCCAGUUUGACACACCUCCCUGUGCUUAGCUGGACCCCCAACUCCUCCAGGGCAGCUGGGAGACUGGGGGCCCCAGUCUGUGUGAUAUCUGUAUAUAUUUUGUUGAUUUUAAUAGAAAACACGGCAUUAUUUUUCUCUUUCUUUCCCUCCUUUUAUUUUUCUUAUUUUUUUUUAAAUAAGGGAUUUUUUUUUGGUUGGUUGGUCAGUUUUUGUUUUCAGAGGUAAAAUGGGAGGGGAGAUGUUGCACCUUCUUACUCCAUCCCACUCACCCCCAGUCCAGUUGCAACUCCAAUCAGGAAUGAGGGGGCUUUGAGGGGGUGGGGAUAGGAUCCUGGUUGGCAUGGCAUGAGCUGGGUUGUGGUAGAGGUUGAGGGUCCUGUCCACCCCCCAUUCCAGGGUGUUUGCCCACCCUCAUAUCCCCCUACUCAACCGGGGUUACUGGGGGUUCAUUUUAUAACAUGGUCAAGUUGGUUUAAUGGGGAAGUGACAUCAGGGAAGCUUCCAGUCCAGUAUGUCAAGGUGAACUACCUAGUUUUGAGGAGAGUACUGGACUUGAAGUCAGACUGCCUGCCACUUACUAGCUGUGUGACCUUAAGAAAGUCACUUAACCUUUCUGGGCCUCAGUUUCCUCAUCUGUAAAAUGAGGGGUUUGGCCCAAAAUAAUCUCUAAGGUCUCUCCUGGCUUUAAAUCCUAUGAUCCUAAACUCUGGAACUCAGAGCCCUAAAAAGGAGGCAGGGGGCAACUUCCUGAGGGCAACCCAGGACUUUCUGUCUUCCCUAGAGUCAGUCUCCUUGGACUUCUUGUGUUCUUAUGGGGAGGUCUUUUCCCAGAGACCCAGUGAGGCUCCUCCUAUCUAUGACAUUGUGCAUGGGUGAAGGGUCUUCCCUGAACUGUUAGGAUGGCGGGGUGGGGAGUCCUUGUAUUAUUCCAGGCCCACUUCCUCGGAAGUACCCAAAUGGGAUGGACUCCCUAAUACAAAUCCCAACUUUACCCUCCUUUUUACAGGGGCCCAGGAGACCUCAUGAGACUCUGAGGAGGACAGGGCCACUUUCCCGGAUAAGGGGUUGUUGAGUUAUGGCUAUGAAGGAGGAGGGAAAAGACAGGACUUGGCUCCGUCGUGGGGGUGUGCUGGGUCAGAGGUGGAGGGGAGCAGCUAUGUCUGAAAAAGGAUUGUCCCCAUUCAGAUUCCAAAGUCUGCUCAUCUCAGAGAAAAGCCACUUUUGUUUGGGGUGGGGUGGGGUGGGGUGGGUGCAGGAAGUUCAGAAGAUCCCUUCUCCUCUCCCACCCCAAGCCCUCUCUAUGUGCUUGCUUCUAUAUGUCUGCAUUGGUGUAUUUUUUUGGUGGGGUCUGAGUUGGUGUGUCCGGGUGGGGUUUAAUUUAGCAUGUUGAUAGCAUCUGGAUUGGUGAAUUUGGGAUGGGAUUUGAGAGGCCUGUGGAACUUUGAUGGAGUCUGGACUGAUGUCUUUUGAUACAGUCUGAUCAGCAUGUUUCAAAGAGGUCUGGACAAGCAUGUGUGAAUAGAGUCUGGACUAGUAUAUUUUGUUAGGGUCUAAUCGAUCCUGCUACAUCAUUGGGGUUUCAAAGGCUGCUUGGUCAAGUAGGUUAUGCAGACCUGUCGGUCUUUUGGGGGGGGGGCAACAAACUCUGAUUGCCUUGUCUAAGCAGAGUAGCCAGGUCAGCUCCAUCCCUGGGCUACCCAUUCCCUUGGUCCCUUCUCUCCCCACCCUGCACUGAUCUCCCCUCCCCCAACCCUUUCACCUCUUAAACCAGGACUCGCCACCGAUGCCCUGGUUCCAGCAUCAGCAUCUUUGAGGGAGUGGGGGGAGAUAGCUCCCUGUCCCUUCAAAAUUCUAUACUUACCACCUACUUUUUCUGGAUUCUUCUCUCCCCACAGUUCAGGGGGAGCCCCAGGAGGGGGGGGCAGAUCCCAAAAAUCAAAAUGUGAAAAUCCCUUCCCAAGGAAGAAGCAAUAGCGGUAACUCGCACCGACCUUGUCUGCUCAUGUCCCUCCUGGGUCACCAGAGGAGCUGGGCUAUCCAAGUGGCUUUUUCUAUAUCCUGCCCUCAGACUCCAGUAGGGGAAGGGAGGGAGACCCUGUCUCCUUCUGAACCCCCCCCCCAACUCCUUGGACCCUGAUCACACCCUUCCAAGGUAGGGUGGUCUAGAUGUGCCAAAAGAAUUAUCUUCCAAUCUUUGUAUAUUUAUAUACAAAGGAUAUAUAUAUAUUUAUCUCUUGGGGGGCUUGGGGGGAGGGGGAGGGGGAAGGGAGGGUUUACCAUCCCCAAAGAAUGCAGUAUUCUGUAUUUUGGAUUUGGGAAGGAUGGGACCUCCCAGGGUGCCCGAGCUGAUUUGCAUAUCAUUUGCAUGCAUGGCUAAGCUCACUGCCCCCUAAUGUGCUGGUCCUACUGCAGCCCUUUAUGGUGCUGUCUCUUCCCUGCUUCCUUUAUUCCCCCUCCCCACACAUCCCUGGUUUCUCCCCCUCUCUAAUCUACUCCACCCUGAGGUGCACUCUGUGGAGUGAGAUGAGUUACCUUCAUUGGAAUCCCAGCUCUAGGCCUGAUGUAUUGUGGCCAGUCCCUUCCUUUGUCUAGGCCUCAGUUUCCCUCUCUGUAAAACUGAUGUGUAGCAGAAUUGGGAGGAGGGGGACAAGGAGGGGAGAUGAUCCAGAAAGAAACUACACUACCCUCCUCUUGAACCCAUCCCUCCCCCCCAACACCUGCAUCUGCCCUUUCCACUUCCUGCAGGGUCAUAGAAGCAGGGGCAACGGGGAAGGAGGGAAGAGGAUGGGCAGGGGGCACACCUGUGGACUGUGCAACCUCCCCUACCCCUUCUUCCUGCUGCUUCCUGUCCCCAUGCCUGUGGUCUCCUCUCCAGAAGCCUCUUCUGCAGUCUGACUUCAGUUUCUUUGCUACAGUGUUUCCUGGAGUACAGGGUAGAGGUAGGGUGGGACAAGUAGACCAAGCCUGGAAGAUUGUUAAAUAUUUAAACAGGGUCCCCUCAACCUCUGCCACAGAUGUUUAGUCUAUUUCCCACAGCUCUUACAACCCUUGUCCCCUGAAUCUUCAACCCUCUUGUCCCGUGACCCCAGGAGUCUUGCCCCAGCUAGAGACAAUAGUUCACUGAAGCCAGGGAAGAUACUCACACCCACCCUCUAUGGAAUCCUAUUCCAGUUCCACAACCAUUGGGGUCUACUUGGACCUUAAGGUUGUUCUUUUACCCCCACUUUUCCCAGUGCUCCCCAUGCCCCUUUUGUAUAAUCUUUUCAUUAUUUAAAGUCCAAUUCCUCAAGGUCUCCUACCGCUUUUGCACUGAGUGUCUCUUCCUGGCAGAUGGGGGUAGGAGGGAAGCAGUAACAGACCAUUGGAAUGCUAUAAUGGGGGUUACAAAGUUUCCCUGGGCUAUGAGCUAUAGACUGUGAUGGGCUAUUGCCCCCCCAGCUCGGGCAGAUUCCCCCUACUCCCCUAACUUCUUAUCCUGCCUCUACAUCUUCUCUUUAGACUCCUCUAUUUCUAUUAUCUCCCUCUGUUGAGAUUUCCCUUUCUCUUGUGUCCCUCCA
Molecule: messenger RNA, 5395 nt
Organism: Dromiciops gliroides (monito del monte)
Lineage: Eukaryota; Metazoa; Chordata; Mammalia; Microbiotheria; Microbiotheriidae
Gene: NOVA2
Product: NOVA alternative splicing regulator 2
Exons: 5
Coding region: 8-1651 (547 amino acids)
Biological process (GO): mRNA splicing, via spliceosome; regulation of alternative mRNA splicing, via spliceosome
Cellular component (GO): cytoplasm; nucleus
Molecular function (GO): mRNA binding
Source: RefSeq, a predicted model, not a curated record